Molecule: messenger RNA, 7427 nt
Organism: Poecilia latipinna (sailfin molly)
Lineage: Eukaryota; Metazoa; Chordata; Actinopteri; Cyprinodontiformes; Poeciliidae
Gene: mark4a
Product: MAP/microtubule affinity-regulating kinase 4a
Exons: 17
Coding region: 801-3101 (766 amino acids)
Biological process (GO): protein phosphorylation; microtubule cytoskeleton organization; intracellular signal transduction
Cellular component (GO): cytoplasm
Molecular function (GO): ATP binding; tau-protein kinase activity; protein binding
Source: RefSeq, a predicted model, not a curated record
ACAAAUGUAAUUGUAUUCCUGUUCCGUGGGUUGGUCUUUUACUUCCAAACCACGGACCGGAAGCCCUGUGUGUCGCUUAUUGCCGCUGCCUCGACUGAUCUGUGCGCAUCUGAUCGAGCUGGAAUAGCAAAUUGGGAACAUUUGGGCCCUCUCUCCCCCGCUGCACCGUAAGCCUCCGUGUUUCCGUCUCUGCAGCGGUCGCGCUGGCGUCGCGGGGACCGGGCGAAGCGUUCCUGUUAUGACAGCGACGGGAUGACAGCGGUCCAGUCGGAGCCGUGUUUGUUUUGUGUGGCGAAAUGAGGCAGGGGGUGGAGAGUCGCCACAGAGACGCUGGGCUCCGGCCAAACAUCGCCGCAUUUUAGCACCACUUCUUCUUCUUCUUCUUCUCCUCCCUUGCAUGCAAGGGCUUCUGCACUGAGCUGCGUCGCUGAUCGACCCGCUCGUUUUUUCUUUCUUUCUUUUUUCUUUUAAAGACAUCUAUCUUUGCAAGGUGCAUGGUGGAAAAUGCAGCUUGUUUGAGGACACCCCCCCUCCACCACCACCACCUCUCUCUCCCUCUCCUCCACAUAUCCAUCGCUGCCAUGACAGGCAGAGGUCUCCUCCGGAGCUCGGCUCGGUCGCUCGGAGAGCAGGCAGAUUGACUCGGGACGGAGGGGCCUCGCAUCCGCGGAUGCCAUUCUGUCUGUGGAUCCUGUAAACACCGUCCGAGCAAAUACACGGCGAACGUCGCUGGAGAACUGGGGGGGUGGGGAGAGGAAAAUUAAGAAGGGGUGGGGGGGAGAGAGAAAGAGAAGGAAAACAUGUCGUCUCGAUCUGCAUUACAGUCUGGAAACGACAGGAGCACCGGAGAACAUCAUGUGCCGCUCGGUGCCAGCCGCGCAGACAAGGCCACGAGCCAGUCCAGCCGCUCUCUGGGCGCCCGGUGCAGGAACUCCAUCGCCUCCUGCUCAGACGAGCAGCCGCACAUCGGCAACUACCGUCUGCUCAAGACCAUCGGCAAGGGAAACUUUGCCAAAGUCAAGCUGGCGCGCCACGUCCUGACAUGCAGGGAGGUCGCAAUAAAAAUCAUUGACAAAACCCAGCUGAACCCAACCAGCCUGCAAAAGCUUUUUCGGGAGGUACGAAUAAUGAAAGGCUUAAAUCACCCUAACAUAGUGAAGCUGUUUGAGGUGAUAGAGACGGAGAAGACCCUUUACCUUGUUAUGGAGUAUGCCAGUGGAGGUGAAGUGUUUGACUACCUCGUGUCACAUGGGAGGAUGAAGGAGGUCGAAGCCAGAGCCAAAUUCCGACAGAUUGUCUCUGCCGUCCACUACUGCCACACCAAGAACAUCGUCCACAGAGAUUUGAAGGCGGAGAACCUUCUGCUGGACGCCGACGCCAACAUCAAGAUCGCUGAUUUCGGCUUCAGCAACGAGUUCACGCUGGGGAACAAGCUGGACACGUUCUGUGGCUCCCCGCCCUACGCCGCACCUGAGCUCUUCCAGGGAAAGAAGUACGACGGGCCUGAGGUGGACGUCUGGAGCCUGGGAGUCAUCCUUUACACACUGGUCAGCGGCUCUCUGCCGUUCGACGGCCAGAAUCUAAAGGAGCUGAGAGAGCGCGUGUUGAGGGGAAAGUAUCGCGUGCCCUUUUACAUGUCAACCGACUGCGAGGGCAUCCUUCGCCGAUUUCUGGUGCUGAACCCCGCCAAGCGCUGCACGCUCGAGCAAGUCAUGAAGGACAAAUGGAUAAACACAGGGUACGAGGGGGACGACCUGAAGCCCCACAUAGAGCCCGUGGAGGACUACAGCGACCCGACUCGCAUAGAGGUGAUGGUCGGGAUGGGCUUCACCCCUGAAGAAAUCAAAGACGCUCUCCUGAACCAGAAGUACAACGAGGUCACCGCCACCUACCUGCUGCUGGGUCGGAAAGGCGACGAAAGCAGUGAUGCUCGCAGUGCUAGUACACUGUCUCUGGCCAGGGUCCGACCCAGCCCCAUCACCAACGGGACGAACAAGCACUCAUCGGCCACUGGCUCCUCUUCCUCCUCCACCUCUUCCUCCCAAAGCAAGUCGCAGCGCAGUGCCUCCACCUACCACCGACAACGGCGACACAGCGACUUCUUCCUCCACAACAAAGGCGGGCCUUCCAUGCCCGUCAUGCACCCCAAGCGGAGCCCGACCAGCACCGGGGACAGGGAGCUGCGGGAGGGCCGGAUGCCUUCGCGUAAAGCCAGCUGCAGCGUAAUGGGGAGCCACAGCCUUCCUCCCUCCAGCCCGAUGGUCAGCAGUGCCAACAACCCCAAUAAGUCUGAAAUCCCAGACCGCCGCAAAGACAUGACUGCCACCACGAAUAACAUCCCGGGAAGCACCAUGACACGCCGGAAUACAUACGUGUGCACAGACCGCUCAGGUGCUGACAGGCACUCCCUUCUGCAGAACGGCAAAGAAAACAGCUCUCUGGGCCACCGCAUGCCCACAGCGUCCCCCUCCACGCUCAGCAUGGCCGGAGCCGGCGCAGCUUCCUCCUCUUCCUCAUCGGACAGAUGCCGCCUGACACGAGGAUCCACAAUCCGCAGCACCUUCCACGGGGGUCAGCUGAGGGACCGCGGUCCACCGGUCUACUCCGCCCCGCCCACAUCGCCCACCCUGUCCCACCACGAUGCCAGCCCGCUGCCCCAUGCACGCACCAGAGCGACCUCCAACCUCUUCACCAAGCUGACCUCCAAACUCACUCGCAGGGUCGCAAAUGAAUCUGAGGGAAUCAGGAGAUUUGCGGUCACAAGUUGCCAUCUACCUGGGUAUCAAAAAGCGUCCGAGCCCCGGGCCGUCGGACGUGGCUGGAAUCUGAGAGGCGGUGGGCGGCGGGACCCUGCGGAGGUGGUACUGGCUCUGCGGGAGGCUGCGCUCGGAUGUGGCUGCCAGGUCCACCAUUCCGGCCCCUUUCUGCUCUCCUGCACCCACGGCGUGGCAGGGGGCCGCGUGGCUUUUGAGGCCGAGGUGUGCCAUCUAUCCACGGGCACCUCCGAGACUUCUAACGGGGUACGCUACACGCGACUCUGGGGGGCACCGCUAGCUUUUCGGGACAUCGCUACCCAAAUCUCAAAGGACCUUGAACUUUGAGCCAGAGGGAGUGUUUGCAUCGAGAGUGUGUUUCUGUGCGUUUAUGUGUGUGCGCCAAGUGAAUUGAAGCAGGGGCAUGGGGACCGGGUGGGGGACAGAGAUGGGGGCAAGGGGCUGGACCCUUUCAGGAAUACCCCCUCUGCACACACACAUAGACUCGCACACACCUGAGCAGUAAGGUAACGCUGACCGAAGCUCCCCACCGUCCACCCAAUCACCGACCCGGCUCAGCCAGCUUCUUCACUGAGCUACUGCAACCACUGGAUCUGGAUCAGAUGGAACCUAGUUGAAUAUUUUUUAUUGCUACUCUUAGCCAUAAUGACUCUUUAUUUUGUUAUGCUCUGAUCCUUGUUUUUACCCACUGUCACUCUCAUCUCCACAGAAAGAAACAUCCCUGCGCUAUCAGAUGUCACUGACCACCAAGUCCUUUUUUAACUCUUUUUAUAUGACAGUCACAUGUACUGUUUCAUUCUACUUUUGACCACUUACGGACAGUCGCCACACAUGAUAACAUGUCCAACUCCGUGGUCAUACGGGCGAAGGGUUGCAUUGCAUUGACUCAUGGGAACAGUCUGGCAAUGACUGUGUCAGAUUAAGGUCACUGGGAGUUGAUGUGUCUGUCAAGGCCAAUCAGAGGCUAAUGUGGAGUAACAAUAGCCAAUCAGGGAUGUAUUCUAAGUCCAAAAUGCCAAUGAGAUUUCCAAGUUCAUGAACUUGUGGAGCAAAGCUUUCCAGUUGGCAUUGUUUGGUCUGAGAUUCUCACAGCGUAGUCACUUUUUGUAAUCAUCACUGUUAUACUGCUGACUUAAUUAAAACAAAAAUUCAUAACAUGGUGGAAUUACUUUUAUAAAAAAAAAAAAAAACAUACGUACUUUCUUCAUGACUGGAAAUUAAAAAAGGAAAGAAAUUAUUUUUGGUCAAAUUGGUUCCCAUGCAGCUCCCACAAAAACCAUGAGCAAAAUACUUUUGUUUUACAGUGUGACAGUAUUAACACAAAAAUGUAUUAGCCCAAUAUAAUUAUUUAAAAAAGAGAGAAAUAAGAUUAUCAGUGCUGCUAAAAUAUCUAAAUGCUAUGUUACUAUUAUAGCUACAAUAACAUUUAGUUCCCUUCCCUGACGCAUCGAAAGUGUUGGUGUUAAAUCAUUGUUGCACAAUCUGUGCUAAGCUAUUUCUUGUACUUGAGAAACUAAUAAAAACUAAAUUAUUCCAGCCACAAGCAUCAUAAAAUCUAAAGUCAGUGUCAAAUAAACUAUCAGAGAGCCAGAAGGCUGUAUUAAAAGUUUAUGUAAACAUAUAAAAUUGUGUCAUACUUAAGCUAAAUAUGAAAUAGCCUUCUUCUGCUUACUAGUACUUCAUAAGCAAACAAUACAUCCAAGUCUAACAAUCUGUUAGCAGCUGAUUAAUUAGCCUCAGUAGCAACGUGCCAGGAGGCUUUUCUUUUACUGACAGGCAAGGUAACUCUCAAAGCUUGUUGCUAUGAUCUGUUUGCAAACACAGCUACCUUAUUAGAAGCGAUGAUUGAGUGGAAAUAUCUUUCAACACAAGCUUUGUGUUUGUUGACAAGAAUUGCCUUCCUUUAGCCGACUAGCUAGCAGCACCCGGCAACAGCUUGGGAAGCGCCACGAGAAAAUUCCAGUCGCUCCGGGACUCUUUCUGGAAUCCUCCUGGAAUUAUAUGAAACUGAAGACACAAAAGACUUUGAUUUAAAACGUUUGUAGUAAUGAGACGGUGACUUGAAAACUGUUUGAGGCUAAACAUUAUUGUGUCUAAAGAUGAGGCUUUGUCCCACUUUUCAACUUUACUCAACUAAAAUAAUGAUUUGUAGCUCGUUCUUAAGCUGGAUUUGUUCACUUAAACAAAUAUUACAGUAUUUUACUAAAUUGUGGGAACAGAUAAAUCUAGGUUUAGGGUUAUGAAUACAGACACUAUCCAGUUGCUCAAAAUCCUCAGGUAACAGAACAACAUUUUACCUGUUUGAAUACCGUUAGACUGACAGAUUGAAAUUAUGGUAGUUCCUUUUGUAGCGUGAAGGCUCUCCAUUAUAAAUAGGUUGAAGACCUCUGUCAUCCAGGGGGAGCUGAGAGUAGAGGCUUAAGUGGUGAGGGUAUUUGAUCAGGCUGUGUCCGUUUGAAGGUCUUCCAGUAACAUCCCACUCUAAGGAGACCCAGAACGAACUGGAGGGACCGUGUUUCCCUUCUGACCCGGGGAUUGCCCAGAAUGAGCUGAUGAGUGCCUCUGGUGAGCGGGAGGUCUGGGUUUCCCUCUAGAUCUGUUACUCCCACAGUAACAGUCUUUCAUUGCUCUGCAGAAUAACAAGCAACACUGCAACUCUAGUGUACUAUCAAUGCAAUGCAACUCUUGUAUUGACUCUAUUCUGUGCCAUGUGAUCUCACCUUGCUCAUCAUCUCUUGUUGGUGGGAAACACCAAAACACGGAUCAGCCAAGCAGCAGCACCUCUCAUCCCACCUCACCCUUACAUGCUGAGGUCAUGUACUUCCCCAAAUGUGCACCUCUUUAUCCCUGUAGCCCCGGUAUAAGAACUGCUCAGUCCAUUAUCGGUGACUGCGGAGAUCAGGGGGCGGGUUCUGUACCUGGACAGGCACAAUGGAGGCAAUGUGGAUACUGUUUUCUUCUUGUUAGUCCAGUUGCCUUUAAAGUGAACACCCCCCAGCGCCUUCAUACAGUACUUAUUUAAUGUAAAAAAGGAAAAUGGAAAAAAAAAAAAAACUGAGAAAGCUUUCUAUGCUCCCUCCCUGUUUUUAGUGAACAAUGUACUGUGAUAUUUGCGUAGACUACAGAGGUCAUAUUGUUUGGCUGCUGAUUUACUGUUAAAACUUUCUCUCAGUUGUGGUUUUACUCAUGGUAACCCAAACUAAACCAACCCCAUCCCACCUCCGCCCCCACAUGUCCACACCCAUCAGGACUCCACCAACUUCCUCGACUCAAACCCAUUGGUCCUUCGCCUUCAUACACACCGAGAACUUUUUUGUAUGAGUCACAGUGAGUGUUUUGGCUUCAUCCCCCCUCCUCCGCCCCCCACAGGGAAACAAUCAGCCGUAUUUCACUCUGUCAUGUCGUGUGGAAUCUUCUCGGUCCUGUUUGGUGUGUGCUGCUUCUGGGAGUCCAACAGGGGGACCUGCUGUCCUCCCCCUAACCCCUCAGGUUGAGAAGCACGCACCAACAUGGACGCCAGUCCAUGUCCUCUCCCUGGACGGUUUUCAUUGUGGUGUAUAUUAGCAUUAGGUAAUAUAGACCUCAAUGCACUUUGCUUUGACUUGAAUCAGCUCCCUCCAGUGUACCUGUGUAGGUCAUGCCCAGUACUAGUCACUGGAGGGCGCCAAUGUCUUAAAUGUGAAACACUUCAAUUUGUGGAUAUUUGCACAGGUACUUUAUUUAUUUUUUAGAAUAAUAUCAUUAAAAAAAACAGGAUUUAUAUCAGUCAGUCGAUGGCUGUAUAUAAAAUAUAUGAAUAUAGUAUAUAUCUUAGAGCUCAAGGUUUAUUUAUAGUUAGAACAAGGGAAGUAAUUCUAGAUUAAAACUGUUUCUGUCAGUGACAUGGGGGAGCAAAACUAACCUGCAAUCCUGCAUGACUUCAGAGUUUGGAUUAUGAUGGGGGGAAAAAUGAACUGUGAUGCACAUCUUGGAUUGGAGGCUUUAUGAAAUGCAGACGCCAUCAGUUUGUACAAGCUAAUUGUUCAAUGAAGCUCCAGCUCCCCCUCGCCCUUAAACCUUCCCCCCUUUUGACAGAAACAAACAGAAGGGCUCCAGUGAGAUACAGUGACUUUCUUCCACCUCGUUGUUUGACGAUAAGAGAUUUAACUUGAAUUCACACAAAUCCUGCUAAUGCCAUGACACGGUUAAAAAGCCCAGAGUUGCAAGCAAGCCAUAGAAAAGCUAUACUACUGAUGUGUGAUCUUAAAUGUGUGUGGGGAAAAAAAGAAAAGAUUAUACCUUCGAGUCACACAACUCAAUGUUAUUGCUUAAGAUGGAGUGACGUUGUCUUGAAGUGUGAAGAAUUACUGUGAAGACUUUUUAAAGGAGUAUUUAUUGGUGGGAGUUCAGAGGAAGAGAGUCCGGUCUGGUUGUUGGGAACAGAACAGUAUUACAAGCUCAGUUGGCUCAGUGUUUUACACCGACUUCAUUUCUAAAAGGAUUUUCAGAACAGCUGAUGUUGUAUGCAAAACAAACGUAGGAAUAGUCACAGUCUGACUCUGUUCUGCUGUUAAAUUUCUUCCCACAGAAGCAAAAUUGUAAACUGAGACUGGGUGGUUGUGGUAUCUGAAGAGAACAUGGAGCUGAAGUUGAAUAAAAUUCACUGAUGUUGGC